UUUGUGACGUCCGGCGAAGAAGAAGAAGAAGUAGAAGUUCGCCAUUUUAUCAGUGUUGCGAUCAAGAGUGAAAUGUGCAGAAAAUUGCGAAAAAUUGGUGGAUAAAGUGGUUGAAAAUAGUGUAAAAAUUGAGAACAUUGCACCAACUAUGGCAAUGAAUAUGGAGAGUGUGAUUGCGUUCAAUGCAGAGCUCUCGGGCCUCAUUGAGACGAAACCACCGAUUUCUAAGGCUAAAAUGGGCGCUAUCACCCGGAGUGCCAUGAAAGCCAUCAAGUUCUACAAGCAUGUUGUCCAGAGCGUCGAAAAAUUCAUCCUCAAGUGCAAGCCCGAGUACAAAGUGCCCGGACUAUACGUGAUUGAUGCCAUCGUGAGGCAAUCCAGGCAUCAAUUUGGACCCGAGAAGGAUGUCUUUGCUCCCCGUUUUGCCCAGAACAUGCAGCAGACCUUUGCUAAUCUCUUCAGGUGCGCUCCGGAAGACAAGAGCAAAAUAAUUCGGGUGCUGAAUCUUUGGCUGAAGAACAAUGUCUUUUCGCCCGAAGUUAUAAAUCCCCUUUUUGACUUCUUCAAUCCCAAUCGGACGCAUCCGUUGGAGUCUCAGCCAAUGAGCCAGAGUAUGAGUGUGACCAAUGGUAUGACGUCUACAACACAAAUUGUGGCAGAUUCUCCUCAAGUGGUUCAGGCUGAUGAGCAGAGUCGAAUGUCUGCGGAUAUGUCCAAUUCUCAUGGAAAUGUUGGGGGACAGAUGGAAUUGGAUCCUAAUAUCAUUAGACAACUGCAUCACUUCCAGAAGCUAUUGAUACAGCAGACGGGCAAUGAUAUGGGAGCGGGAAAUAGUGGGCAGGAUCAGGUGAAAUUCAAUAAGAAGUUGCUGGAUUUUGAUUAUGGAGAGGAUGAGGAGGAGGAGAAGACAUCGUCACCGAAUGUGACGAGUUCAUCGAGUGUACUGGAAGUGAAUAGUUUGAAUCAAUUGCUGCAAGAUCCGAAUGUAUUGCGUCAGCUGCAGAAUCUGCAGAAGCUCAAGGAGCACGAAAUGGAAGAGAAACAGACAAAAUUGACAGAGAUGCGAUUGCAAGAGGAGGCCUUUGAGAAGCAUUUGGUGAAUGUACUCAAGAAGUUACCAUUUGCCAAUGAAUGCGAUCUCAGUCGGCAGACAGAUCAGCAGCAACAUGUAGCGCCAAAUCAAAUGUACGCCAUGCAGCAUUUGCAGCAGGCACAGAUGCAGCAAGCACAAAUGCAGCAGGCGCUGCAGCAGCAGCAGCAGCAAAUGGCUCAAACUGGUCAACCAAUGCCUCCAGCCGUUCCCGAGUCCACAGAUCCCGAUGUGGAAUUUACGGGAGAGAGUGGAAAGGUGGAAGUGAUUACUCUCGAUGGCAAUGACUCAGAUCUGUCAAGUCCGGGACGUGCAGAAAGAUACAAAUCCCGUAGGCGCAGUAGAUCGAGAUCGAGAGACAGGACAAGGGAUCGAAGACGCAGGAGUCGCACGAGAUCGCGUUCUAGAUCACCCAGGUCCAGGAGGAGAUCUUCCAGGGAGAGAGCAAGGGAGAGGGAGCGUGAGAAGGAGAAGGAGUACGAUCGGGAAAGGCGCAGGAAGGGAUUGCCGGACAUCAAAAAGGAGCAUCUAAGUGUAUGCAGCACAACUCUCUGGGUGGGACAUUUGUCCAAAUUGGUGCAGCAGGAAGAACUCAGUGACACCUUUGGAAGAUAUGGGGAUAUUGUGAGCAUCGAUAUGAUUGUCCCUCGGGGAUGUGCAUUCAUAGCCAUGAAUAGGCGUCAGGAUGCCUAUAAAGCGAUGAAUAGCCUGAAAGGGCACAAGAUGCAGGGUCGUGCUAUCACGAUUUCCUGGGCAACUGGCAAAGGGGUGAAGAGUAAAGAGUGGAAGGAUUAUUGGGAUCUGGAUUUGGGUGUAAGUUACAUUCCCUGGUCCAAGAUUGACCACACGACAGAUUUGACGGCACUGGAAGAGGGUGGAAUGUUCGAUGAGGAUACACUGCCGGAAUGGCUGAAGGAGAAGCGUAAGGCUGAGUCGAAGAAGAUUGAAUUUCCGGGUUUGGAUACAAGUCAACCUCCACCGGCUGCUAUGAUGUCCAUGGUGGCACCAUUUCAGAUUCCCGGAACACCUGCUGGUGCUGCUGCGGCAGCUGCUGCUGGUAGGAUGAUGGCACCACCAUUGAUGCCCAAUAUGAUUCCAGGACUUCCAUUGGGAGUUCCUCCGCCACAAAUGAUGAUGACACCCAUGAUGCAGAUUCCUCAGAUGGACAAGAAUGUCCCACCGCCAACAGGUGGUCCUGCCACGGCAAAUCCUGAACAUUUUCUGGCCCUUAACUUCCCCAUGCCACCAAUCCCAUUGCCAACGGGUUUGGUGCCUCCUCAGGUUCAACCUGAAGCUGGGGCAGCAGCAAAGUCUGGACAUGAUGAUGAUCGCAUGGAGAUUGAGAAUGAGGAGGAAGCAGGAGGGGCAGGAGGAGGAACAGGAGCAGGAGGAGCACAGGGAGGAGUAACAGAAACUCCCAAGAAAGAUACUCCGCUGAGUGAGCAACUCCUGGCUAUGACCAACUUCUUCAAUCGUCCUCCACCGUUAAUGUCCCAACCAGUGUCGCCAUCUAUCGUCCAGAGCUUUGCCAAUGCUGCUCAGGACAAGAAGGCCUCCACAUCGUCUCAGGAGGAAUCCCGCGAGAACAGCCGGGAUAGAGAAUUCAGAUCGCGUGGACGAGAUCGCGAGAGGUCCAGCAGAGACAGGGACAGAAGGGACUUUGGAAGGGGAGACAGGGGCAGCCGAUGGGGAAGUGGAGAACGCAGUCGGGAGCGACAGGAGAAGGAGAGCAAUGCAGGAAAGUCACUGACGGACAGAUUGAGGGAGAUGGCCAGCGAGAAUGUGGAGGAAUUCAGUCGCAGGGAAGGAGGAGGGCAGCAAUGGAGGCCACAGCCUCUAAUGUCACUGUUUCCCGAACAGGGGCAUCCUCCGAUGAAUAGACGAGGAGCUGGAGAUGGAUUGCUGGAAGGUGGUCCGAUGAUUAUGCCCCAAGCUGGACCUCCGCCCUUCAGGCAUCAAGAAAUGUUUGACGGGAUGCGCCACCGAGAAGGUCGAAUGGAUGACUUUGAGCGCCGUGGUGGUCCCAAUCAUCGUGGAGAUUUCUUCCCGCCGCCUCGCUUUGGCCCCAUGAAUAAUGGCGGAAUGAGAGGGAUGUUGCCAAUGGGGGGCGGUGGUCGCAAUGGACCCCAAUUCAGGAUGCCACGCUACGGUAUCAAGGGACCACUCAUGCGAGGACUUCCUCCUGGUCAUCCAGACUUCCAGUUUCCUGAUCGUCCUGGGUUCUUUGGACGCGAUGGGCCCCCCGGGGGCUUCGAGAGGGAUGACAGAAGGAGAAAUGGGCCACCAGGAGUGGAUCGCCGAGGGGGUGGAGGGGGAAUGCCUGGUGAGGGUAGAAGGGGUGGAAAUCGGUUCCAGGAACGCGAUUCGAAGCCGCAACAGCAGAAAUCUUCGCGUUGGGGCAAUGAGAGUUCGACGAGGGGGCGACAGGGACAGGAGCCGGAGGAUGAUGGGCCGCCGGGAGUGGCAAGGGAAGGUGAACAAGAGGGUGGGCAGGAUGAUUUGGGAGCCAAUGGGACAGAGGCAGUUUCGCCUGAAGCAUUGGAUUGUAGUGGUCCAGGGGAGGAUGAUUUGGAGGAAUGUGGGGGAGGAUCAGGGGGAGCAGGAGCAGCAGGAGGAGGAGGAGGAGGGAAUUCGGGCGGUGGGGAAGAGAUUGAGGUUCCGGGGAAGUCUACGCCGCUCUACGAUGAGCCGGCUGAGGCCCCAACUCAGGCUGCUGCUCCGCAAGAGGAGGCGGCUCCUCCGGCUGAAGAAAAGGAAGAAAAGAGCGAAAGUGCUGAGUAAAAGUUCUCACAGAAGAAUUUAAAUUACCAGAAAAAAAAACAAUUUUUUGGGGAUUGAAAAUGGGGAUGUAUAAAAAAUAGUAAUUUUAGUUUUUUUUACAUUUAUAAUCAAUUCAAUUGAAAAUGACAAAAUUCUCGUGAGUUCAGGAAGAAGAUGAGGAAUUAGAAUGAUCCUCUGAUAGAUCAAGGUAUCACUGUGAUAAUUUUUUUUCUUAUUUUUUUAAAUGAUAAAAAAAUAGAAGAAAUGUUUUAUAAAAACUAUUAAAUGACAGAUAUUUUAUUACACGAAAAAAAUUCAAUAAUAAUUUUUUUUUCUAAAGAACUUCAAUAGAAAUUCAAUUACGAAGAAAAUUAUUUUCUGCGGAAAUAUUUUUUUUGAUCUCUGGCGUUUUCUUUGUCACAAUUUCUAGAGUUUAGAUUGAUAAACAGAGAUUUUAACUUAAAGAGAAUUUUGUUUGUGUUUUUGUUCAAAAAAAAAAAGAAAGGUAGGUUUUGAUCCCAGAGCAUCAAGACACGAGAUUCAGACACUCGAGGGAAAACUGGCGCUUGCACUCGAGUUGAGUGACUUGUGCAAGGUACAGUGAUCAUUUUAAUUGCAAUUUUCUCCAUAAUGUCCAUCAGGAAAAUUCCAACCCAAUUAUAAAAAAAAGAAAAUAAGAAAAAAAAACCCUCGAGAGUCAAGAAAAAGAUCACGAUCGCGGAACCUUGAUCAGCGAUUAUAUUUCUUGGAAAGAAAAAAACUACGUAGAAUUUUGCAUAUUUCAUCGAAUUAUAAAUGUAAAAAAAAGCAGUAAAAUUAAUUAAACAAAAAAAUUACAUAGGAUAGGCUAUAGCAUAAAAAAAAGAUCAAGAAAAAGAUCACCAGAUAAAUGAUUACAGAAAAAUUUUUAAGCGAUAUCAUAAAGAUUUCAACAAAAAAAAACUAUCCCUUUCCUUUUAUUUUGCUUUGAUAAAAACAUUUAGAAGACAAAUGGAUUAUUCUUAGACAUUUUGCGCCAAUUUAUUGCACGACUAAAGAAUAAGGAUUUUAUGAUGAAAGAAACAAACGAGAUACGAUGAUGGAAUAUUGAUUGUAAAUAGAGAGAAGGAAGAUGAGGAAUACCAAUUUUUUCUCUAGCAUAGAAAUAUCUUAAUCCACAUAUUAAUCCAUUUAAAUGUGCUUAUAUAGACAGAUUCUUUGGUUUUUUGAUGUAAUAAAAUAUUCAUUCUAA
Molecule: messenger RNA, 5081 nt
Organism: Phlebotomus papatasi
Lineage: Eukaryota; Metazoa; Arthropoda; Insecta; Diptera; Psychodidae
Gene: Isha
Product: SR-related and CTD-associated factor 4
Exons: 6
Coding region: 149-3871 (1240 amino acids)
Cellular component (GO): nucleus
Molecular function (GO): RNA binding
Source: RefSeq, a predicted model, not a curated record